Messenger RNA from Cornus florida, 3308 nucleotides. Its product is annotated as pentatricopeptide repeat-containing protein At1g19720. The coding region runs from base 141 to 2828 and encodes 895 amino acids. Gene Ontology annotation, biological process: RNA modification. The record is from RefSeq and is a predicted model, not a curated record. NCBI's taxonomy places the organism in Eukaryota, Viridiplantae, Streptophyta, Magnoliopsida, Cornales, Cornaceae. Gene Ontology annotation, molecular function: RNA binding; zinc ion binding; protein binding. The transcript has a single exon.
UGGCAUUGCAGUUUCCACAUCUCUACAUUCAUUCAAUCCGAACGUUGCCUUUCAAGUUUCAACUAAAACCAAAAAAUUUAAAUUAAAAAAAAAAAAACAAAAAAAAAAAAAAGAAAGAAAGAAAGAAAAGGAGUUCAACAAUGGAAGUUCUGUUCAGUCCCUGCAACUCUAGACCUCCAAUGGCAACGCCAUUCAAACAAGAGAAACCUUUUGAAUUUUCAUCAAAACCUCAUAAACCCAGAACAUUCAACAAGACCCACCAAUCAUUAUCCAUAAAAAAUGAACCCAUAAUCACAGAUUCCCAUUUGAAUCACCUCUGCAGGAUCGGAAAGCUCAGCGAAGCCAUACAUGCCCUUGACUCCAUUGCCCAACGCGGGUCCAAGGUAAGACCCAACACCUUCACCCGCUUGAUACAGUCUUGCAUUGAUACAAAUUCAAUCCAUUUAGGCAGAAAACUGCAUACGCAUAUUAAUUUGCUUGGAGAGUCUGACCCAUUUGUUGAGACUAAAUUACUUGGUAUGUAUGCAAAAUGCGGGUCUUUAGGAGAUGCCCGUAAGGUUUUUGAUGAAAUGCGUGAGCGAAACUUGUAUACUUGGUCGGCCAUGAUUGGUGCGUUUUCGAGAGAGAAGAGGUGGAGGGAAGUUGUAAACCUUUUCUUUUCGAUGAUGGAAGACAAUGUUGUUCCGGACGAGUUUCUGUUUCCGAAGAUUCUAGAGGGUUGUGGGAAUUGUGGGGACGUGAGAACCGGGAGGUUGAUACAUUCAAUAGUGAUUCGAUGUGGGAUGAGUUCUGAAACCCGUGUUAACAAUUCUCUUUUGGCCGUGUAUGCAAAAUGUGGGAAUUUGAGCUUGGCAAGGACGUUUUUUGAGAAUAUGGAGGGGAAGGACACGGUGUCUUGGAAUUCAAUUAUAACUGGAUAUUGUCAAAAGGGUGAGAUUGGAGAGGCACGCCGAUUGCUUGAUUUGAUGUAUGAAGAAGGGAUUGAACCUAGUUUGGUAAGUUGGAACAUUCUGAUAAUGAGUUAUAACCAGUUGGGGAACUGUGAUAUUGCAAUAGAGACGAUGAAGGAGAUGGAGAGCUUUGGGAUUGCUCCUGAUGUUUUCACUUGGACCUCUAUGAUUUCAGGGUUUGCUCAAAAUAACCGGAGAAGCCAGGCGCUGGAACUGUUCAGGAAGAUGUUUUUGGAAGGAGUUGAACCAAACGGCAUCACGCUUAUGAGUGCAAUCUCAGUGUGUGCGUCUCUUAAAGCUCUAAGCAAGGGGAAGGAACUACAUUCGAUUGCAGUUAAGAUGGGAUUUUCUGGAGAUGUACUAGUUGGUAAUUCACUGAUUGACAUGUAUUCCAAGUGUGGGGGGGAACUUGAAGCUGCUCGGCGGGUCUUUGAUAUGGUCUUAGAGAAAGAUGCCUACACUUGGAACUCAAUGAUUGGAGGAUAUUGCCAAGCAGGCUACUGCGGCAAAGCUCAUGAUCUCUUCAUGAAAAUGCACGAAUCAGAUGUACCACCUAAUGUAAUCACGUGGAAUGUGAUGAUCACAGGAUACAUGCAAAAUGGAGAUGAGGAACGAGCAAUGGAUCUAUUCCAGAGGAUGGAGAAAGAUGGAGUUAAGCGUAAUACUGCAUCAUGGAACUCUCUCAUCGCUGGCUAUUUGCAAAAUGGGCACAAAAAUAAGGCAUUGAGGAUAUUUCGACAAAUGCAAUCUUUCAGAGUUAGACCCAAUUCAGUCACCAUUUUGAGUGUAUUACCCGCCUGUGCAAAUUUAGUUGCUGCAAAAAAGGUGAAAGAGAUACAUGGCUGUAUAUUUCGCAGAAGUCUAGAAUCUGAGCUCUCUGUUGCAAAUAUUCUUAUAGAUGCUUAUGCCAAAUCAGGUAAUAUAGUGUAUUCAAAAACUAUAUUUGACAAGAUGUCAACGAAAGAUAUCAUCACCUGGAACACACUGAUUGCUGGUUAUGUUUUACACUGUUGUUCGUAUGCUGCACUUGAUCUUUUUGAUCAGAUGACUAAGAUGGGACUUAAACCAACCAGAGGUACUUUUGUGAGUCUUAUCUCUGCAUAUGGUCUCCUUGGAAUGGUUGAUGAGGGCAAGCGUAUUUUCUCUGGCAUGUCUGAAGACUACCAUAUUUUACCAGGUUUAGAACAUUGUGCAGCUAUGAUACAUUUAUUUGGUCGUUCAGGUAGACUUGAGGAAGCAUUUAAGUUCAUUGAAGGCAUGGCCAUAGAGCCCGAUUUCUCUGUCUGGGAUGCCUUAUUAACUGCCUGUAGAGUUCAUGGAAAUAUUAGAUUGGCGGUGCAUGCAGUCGAACGAUUAUUUGAACUGGAAACAGGAAAUGCCUUGUUUCAGCGAUUAGUUUUACAGACAUACGAGUUACGCGGGAUUUCUGAUGAUUAUUUGAAUGUCAGAAAACCUGGAAUAAGGAAUGACUCUAAAGAAUCUGUUGGGUGGAGCUGGAUUGAAAUUAAAAACACAGUGCAUACUUUUGUUGCAGGUGAUAAGUGUAAACUGAAUGCAGAAACUCUUUAUUCUUGGAUAAGAAGCGUGGAAGGAGAAAUUGGAGGACCCUAUUCUCAUGCUGGGCUUUGCAUUGAGGAAGAAGAGUGGGAAGAAAUUGAUGGGGUUCACAGUGAAAAACUUGCAUUUGCAUUUGCCUUCACUGUGUCUCCUCAAACAUCUCAAACUAUUCGGAUUGUGAAGAACCUGAGAAUGUGUGGAGAUUGUCAUAGGAUGGCCAAAUUUAUCUCCAAGACACACGGGCGUGAAAUAUAUGUGAGUGACUCAAAGUGCUUACACCAUUUUAAGAAUGGACACUGUUCUUGUGGGGAUUAUUGGUAGAUAAAAGAAUUCAAGAAUCAUAUGAAUUGAUUGUUAGUUUUUCCAAGAAAAAUACCGUUUGUUUGCUGGACCAAAAUCUUUUUCAUCCUUUUGGACAUUUUGAGAGGCUUGGCCCACGGUAAGGUUGAUUCACUGCUUCACUGCGAUCUCCAUGUCUUUGCAUGUGAAAGUAAGACUGCAUACUUUUGACUCCAGAUCCCAACCCCGCAAUGGUGGAUUCAUGCGCUGGGUAUCCCUUUAGACCUUCCACACAUUCCGCUACAACAGAAGGUGAUGGCACAAUUUGAUUCUUUGUUUUCUUUGUUGUAGUAGAUGGAAUUAAUUGUUUUGAAACUUUACAUAUUAUAUUCUUGGUUAGAAAUUUUCAAAAAUCCGGGAUUUCUUGAGUUUGAAAUCUCUGUUCAAGUAUGUAGCAAGUCAGUACAAUGUAAAAUCACAUAUCGUGGCUUUCUAAAGUACAUGUAUACAUUUUUAAAUAUA